Molecule: messenger RNA, 5548 nt
Organism: Suncus etruscus (white-toothed pygmy shrew)
Lineage: Eukaryota; Metazoa; Chordata; Mammalia; Eulipotyphla; Soricidae
Gene: ZNF608
Product: zinc finger protein 608
Biological process (GO): regulation of transcription by RNA polymerase II
Cellular component (GO): nucleus
Source: RefSeq, a predicted model, not a curated record
AGCGGAGUUAGACGAAUGUCCCCCCAUCCUCUUGCCAGCAAAGUUCACCGGCUUCUUCUUCUCGAGAGCCCUUCUUCAGGAUGUCAGUGAAUAUUUCGGCGGCAGCCAAAGGUGUGGAUGCAAAUCCGGUUGAUACUUAUGACAGCGGCGAUGAUUGGGAAAUCGGGGUUGGGAAUCUGAUCAUCGAUCUGGACGCCGAUCUGGAGAAGGACAGACAGAAACUGGAGAUGAAUAAUUCCACCGGCAGCAGCAGCAGCGGCGGCGGCGGCGGCGCGGGGGGCAACUCCUCCAAGGAGAGCGCCGGGGCCGGCGCCGGGUCCGGGUCGGGGGCCCCCGCCGGGCUGGCCGAGGGCCUCAAGUUCGCCCCCGUGCCGCCGCCCGCGGCCCCCGCGCAGGGCAGCGCGCCCAAGGAGAGCAGCAAAGCCAAAGUGAAAAGGAGUAAAACUUGCAAGGAUGCGGGCAAAGCGCUGCCGGCCGGCGCCCUGUACGGGCUGCCCGAGCUGGGCAAGGGGCGCGCCGGCGAGGCCGCGCCGGGCAUGAGCCCCGCGCUGGGGGGCGGCGGCGGGGGCGCCCCCAACGGCCACGGGGCCGGCCCCCCGGGCCCCGCCGCCGCCGCCUCCGCCUCUGCGGGCGCGGGGGCGGCCUCGGGCGGGAAGAGCAAGGAGGAGAAGGCGGGGAAGAGCCCGGGCAGCCGCGGCGGCAAGCGCGACAAGGACGCGGCCGGCAAGGCCCGCAAGGACAAGCACGACCUGCUGCUGCUGCAGGCCCCGCACAAUGGCAGCGGCGGGGGCGGCGGCCAGGGCCCCCCCGGGGCGCCCCUCUACGGCUUCGGGGCCAAGGGCGCCGCCGGGGGCGACGUGGGCAAGAGCGCCCCGGACCCGGGACUCCUGCUGGGCAAGAAGGACGACGAGGACGAGGAGGGCCCCCGGCGGGCCAAGAAACUCAAAACCGACAAGGUUGACCCCCUGUUUACAGUGCCAGCACCGCCACCGCCGAUUUCCAGCAAUCUCGCACCUCAGAUUCUACCCUCCUACUUUUCCCCAUCUUCAUCCAAUAUUGCAGCACCGGUCGAACAGCUUUUGGUUCGGACUCGUUCCGUGGGUGUCAAUACUUGUGAAGUUGGAGUAGUGACAGAGCCAGAAUGUCUCGGGCCCUGUGAACCGGGGACCAGUGUGAAUUUGGAAGGGAUCGUGUGGCAUGAAACAGAAGAAGGUGUCCUGGUGGUAAAUGUCACGUGGAGGAACAAGACGUACGUGGGGACUCUGUUGGACUGCACCAAACACGACUGGGCACCCCCCAGGUUUUGUGAGUCACCCACCAGCGACCUGGACAUGAGAGGGGGCCGGGGCCGAGGGAAGAGAGCACGGUCAGCCGCCGCAGCCCCAGGCUCUGAGGCCAGCUUCACCGAGUCCCGAGGGCUGCAGAACAAGAACAGAGGAGGCGCCAAUGGGAAAGGGAGGCGGGGCAGCCUCAAUGCCAGCGGGCGAAGGACACCCCCAAACUGUGCUGCUGAGGACAUCAAAGCCAGCCCCUCCUCCACCAACAAAAGGAAAAACAAGCCUCCUCUGGAGCUGGACCUGAACUCCAGCUCAGAGGACAAGCCCGGGAAGCGGGUCCGCACCAACUCAAGAAGCACCCCCACCACCCCCCAAGGGAAACCCGAGGCGGCUUUUUUGGACCAGGGCUGCUCUUCUCCGGUGCUAAUAGAUUGUCCCCACCCAAACUGCAACAAGAAGUACAAGCACAUCAAUGGCCUGAGGUACCAUCAGGCCCACGCACACUUGGAUCCUGAGAAUAAGCUGGAGUUUGAGCCCGACAGUGAGGACAAGAUCUCGGACUGCGAGGAGGCGUUGAGUAACGUGGCCCUGGAAUGCAGCGAGCCCAGCGCAAGUGGCUCUGCUUAUGAAGCUGUUAAGCCACCCUCAUCCCCUGUCCCUGGGAACCCCCCAGGCACCCCCAAAGGGAAGCGAGAGCUGAUGAGCAACGGGCCGACUUCUGUGAUUGGCUCCAAGGCAGGGAAGAACUCAGGCAAAAAGAAAGGCCUAAACCAUGAACUGAACAACCUCCCGGUGAUCUCCAACAUGACAGCCGCAAUGGACAGCUGCUCGGCCACGGAUGGCAGCUUGGCCACUGAAAUGCCCAAACUGGAAGCCGAGGGUUUGAUCGACAAGAAGAAUUUGGGAGAGAAGGAAAAGGGCAAGAAAGCCAACAAUUGCAAAAUGGACAAGAAUCUCUCGAAACUCAAAACUGCCCGGCCCAUUGCGCCAGCCCCAGCCCCCACGCCCCCCCAACUCAUCGCCAUUCCCACCGCAGCCUUCACGAACACCACCACAGGGACCAUCCCGGGCCUGCCUGCCCUCACCACCACCGUGGUGCAGGCCACACCAAAGAGUCCUCCGCUGAAGCCCAUCCAACCAAAGCCCACGAUCAUGGGGGAGCCCGUCACCGUGAACCCAGCCCUCGUGUCACUCAAAGACAAGAAGAGAAAGGAGAAGCGGAAGCUCAAGGACAAAGAAGGGAAGGAGACAGGCAGCCCGAAAGUGGAGGCCAAGCUGGGGAAACUGGAGGACGCCAAGGGCCUGGGCAAAGAUCUGUCGGGGCAUUUUUUAAAAGACCAUCUCAGCAAAAGUGAGGGGCUGGCCAAUGGGCUGGCCGAGUCCCAGGAGAGCCGCAUGGCCAGCAUCAAGGCCGAGGCUGACAAGGUGUACACCUUCACCGACAACGCGCCCAGUCCUUCCAUCGGCAGCGCCUCGAGGAUGGAGUGCAGCGCCGUGGUGAACGGACAGGUGCCCAUGGCCCCCAUGCAUGUGCUGGCGCAGAACGGGCCUGACAGCUCUGCGGCCAAGACCAGCAGCCCUGCCUACUCGGACAUCUCAGAUGCCGCCGAUGACGGUGGCUCAGACAGCAGGUCCGAGGGCCUGAGGUCCAAGGCCAGUUCCCCGGCUGACAUCCUCUCCAGCAAGGACGGGGUGCUCAAGGGGCAUCCAGCCGCCACCGCACAGCCCUCCCAGGUGAAAGAGUCUCAUUCCCCCUAUUACCACGGCUAUGAUCCUUACUAUUCUCCAAGCUACAUGCACGCCGGCCAGGUGGGCGCCCCAGCGGCAGGCAACAGCGGGAGCAGCCAGGGCAUGAAGAUCAAGAAGGAGUCUGAAGAAGACGCAGACAAGAGGGACAGGGCAGAGCAGCUGGAGGCCAAGAAAGUGGAGCACAGCUCAGCACCGCUGCAGCACCAGUCGGUGAUCACGCAGCGGCACCCCGCCCUGGCCCAGUCGCUCUACUACGGCCAGUAUGCCUACGGGCUGUACAUGGACCAGAAGUCCUUGAUGGCCACCAGCCCUGCCUACAGACAGCAGUACGAAAAGUACUAUGAAGAUCAGAGACUGGCCGAGCAGAAGAUGGCCCAGGCCGGGCGUGGAGAGAGCGAGAGGAAAAACGAGCUGCCCUCGAAAGAGCUGGGCAAGGAGGACAGUAAGCAGAAAAGCGUGCCGUCAGCCACAAUCUCAAAAGCUCCCUCUACUCCGGAGCCUAGCACCCAUUCUAAACUAGGGCCCUCCGUGCCUAAUAAAACUGAGGAGACAGGUAAAUCGCAGCUUCUCUCCAAUCACCAGCAGCAGCUUCAGGCCGACAGCUUCAAAGCUAAGCAGAUGGAAAACCACCAGCUUAUUAAGGAGGCUGUAGAAAUGAAAUCUGUCAUGGACUCUAUGAAGCAGACAGGUGUAGACCCAACCUCGAGAUUUAAACAAGAUCCAGAUUCCAGGACAUGGCAUCAUUACGUAUACCAGCCCAAAUACUUGGAUCCACAAAAGUCAGAAGAACUUGAUAGAGACAAGAAAUUGAAAGAGGAUAGUCCUCGCAAAACACCUACUAAGGAGAGCGGGGUGUCCACCCUUCCCGUCUCACUAACGAGCAUUAAGGAGGAGCCCAAAGAGGCUAAGCGCCCCGAUUCUCAGUCCAUGGAGGAGAAUAAGCUGAAAAAUGAUGAUCGAAAGACACCCGUGAACUGGAAGGACUCUCGGGGGACCCGGGUGGCGGUGUCCUCACCCAUGAGUCAGCACCAGUCCUACAUACAGUACUUGCAUGCUUAUCCCUACCCGCAGAUGUAUGACGCCAGCCACCCUGCCUACCGCGCAGUCUCGCCUGUCCUCAUGCACAGCUAUCCAGGAGCCUAUCUCUCUCCAGGAUUUCAUUAUCCUGUUUAUGGGAAGAUGUCAGGGAGAGAGGAGGCAGAGAAAGUCAAUACCAGCCCUAGCAUCAACACGAAAACAACCACUGAAUCGAAAAGCACUGGAUAUGCUAGGCAGCAUGCCAACCAUUACCGCAGCAAGUCUCUCUGUAUGCCUCCUUUUCCUGUGGAAAAGGCGACAGCUGAGCGGGGAACGGGAAGCAGAACGGGAACGGGGACCAGCCACUCCCCCUUCAGCCAACGGCACCUGCACACGCCCACCACACACCACGUUGGCAUGGGCUACCCUCUCAUCCCUGGGCAAUAUGACCCUUUCCAAGGAUUGACCUCUGCUGCCCUCGUUGCCUCUCAGCAGGUGGCCGCCCAAGCCUCUGCAUCAGGAAUGUUUCCUGCACAAAGAAGAGAAUAACAAGAUCGGAGGUCUACGUUGUCAUGUGACUGGAUCACAUGGGGAAGCGCUUUAUACAGACAUCAGUUCCAUGGUGUUAAUUUGAAAUGCCUUAAUGGCAGGCAAAAACCAGUCAUUUCAUUUUUGUAAAUUACAGAUUUUAUCACAGAGUAACAAAUGUUGCUGUAAUUAAACUUCUGUUUUUAUAUAUAUACGUAUACAUAUAUGUGUAUAUACAUAUAUAUAUAUAUAUAUUCUUUACUUUUUGUAUCAGUAACCAGGCUCACACACACAGGGUCUGCUGCCAAGUUGCAAACCACUCCGUCAAAGGAAAUAAAAACGUGUUUGUCAUGUUGAGAAGUGUUCGCCACAAAAGGCUGCUUACUUUCUUCGCCUUUUCUUUUUCCCUUGUAAAUAAAUAAGGUUAUGUAUCAGUGUGCCUGAACCUUUGCAUAUCCUUCAUAUCCUCCCCAUCAGCCCUCAGAAAGGCUGACUGUGAUGACACUUGGGUACAAUUCGAUGUCCAUGUGGGUGGCUCCGGUUGAAGACGCAUCAGUGUAAAAAUGUUCUGUAGUCACUGUUUGUACUGUGUAUUGUGGAAGAGAAAUACUUUUUGAAGGCAUGGGGUUGCCAGUACCACAACAACUGUGUUGUAUAUAAUGUAAAGAUUAAAAUGGGGAUCUGUGAAUAAUGGAAGUGUCAUUUUUUGAUAAUCCUGAAUGGCAAAUAACCCUAUAGCCUGCAUACCAGAGACACCUGUGAUUGUUCUAUUACUUGAAUAGUCCUACGGUCCUUCCCCCCCACCCCACUGUUUACAAUUAUCCAGUUUUAGAAGAGAGAGACUUUAAUGCCAUUGCCUGGUUACUUGUUUUAUGCUGUAAUCUAGUUUAUUUUAUGUAAAAUGUAUAUUGAAUGCUUUCCUUUUUUAUACCUGCCUUAAAUAAUUUGGCAAUCAGAAUUAAAAAGGUUUUUUUUUU